Molecule: messenger RNA, 2717 nt
Organism: Zootermopsis nevadensis
Lineage: Eukaryota; Metazoa; Arthropoda; Insecta; Blattodea; Termopsidae
Biological process (GO): SCF-dependent proteasomal ubiquitin-dependent protein catabolic process
Cellular component (GO): SCF ubiquitin ligase complex
Source: RefSeq, a predicted model, not a curated record
CUUUGGUCAAGCAAACUUGAGACAUGAUGUAUCCAUUUUGUUUUAUAAUUUUUGAUUUUGUUCUAAAAUUGGCGUAACUUGUAGUUUCUGUGAUUGUUUUUCGUUUUGUUUGUGUGUUCAUCUGUUUUCCCGAGAAAUUUAAUUUCUGAUGUGGUUAACUUAAGAUGGAGAUAAUAUUUUCUCCAAAAUUUAGAUUCUAUAUGGUGCCACGAGCCAGAAUAGUAUCGUCAAUAUGACAGUAGUCAAAACGUCAGACCAUGUGACAGAUUACACUUGAAAUCUAUCUGAGAAUAUUGAAUUAUUAAAAGCUGCAAGGACGCUAUGGUCACAGUUCGGAAAUGCGUAAAUGGUCCCUCAUCUGGCUGGAUAUAGAAUCUAAAGAACUUUUCUUCCAUCCUAUCUCCAAAAAAUCCAAAGAGGAACACUGGGCAACGGCAAUAGAAUGUGAAUGCGAAUUUACAGUAUGCCUGUACACAAGAUGCAGAGAUUGUACCAGCUUUGCCUUGAGAACAUUGUACAGAAUGCAGAUUUCUGGCUACAGGUCAACAACAUUCAAGAGAAGCCAGGAAUAUUAGGCAGUCCAUUUGAUUGUCUGCCUGCAAGCCUAGAACAAGAUCUUCUGGAUAUGUAUGAGCAGAUUCAUGGUUUGCCAGGCAGAAACAACUUCUGGUUGGAACAACAGGAGAAAUGGAGACUAUUCAUCACUCGUAGGAUAACGCGCCUCACUAUCACGGAAUACACUGAGAAGAUUAGUCUAGUGCAUGUUGCUGCUACUUGCAGAAAUCUGAAGCACUUGGAAGUGAGGGAUGUAGAAGAGGCUUUACCAUACUUGAAGGCUGUGGCACCAUGCCUGACCACAAUUGUUUCUCUCAGCAUAGAUACCAUGGCACAUGUCACCAGUGGAUCACUGAAGUAUAUCCGUAACCACUGCCCAAACCUAAGGGUGUUGGGACUGAAAUCUUGUUUCUUGAAUGACAAAGCUAUGAAUCAUUUGAAACACAUAUCAACACUGGCAGAAUUAGAUCUGCGUGAUACAGAAGUUACUGCUGUGGGGGUCAGCCAGGUACUAAAGUCAAAUCCUCAGCUUCGCAGUUUGCACCAUCCUGAAGUGGUGCGUGCUCUCUACAAACUACACUCCACUAGAACCUGGUUGGUUAGAGUUGAGGCUAGUCUCUUGAAUCCAUCCACGGCAGCCUGCUAUCAUUUGCGAGAGAUUGACCUUGAACUGUCUCGUAAAGACAACCCCAGCAUGCUUGCUGUGGUUGUAUCUGUUUGUCCUGAGAUUGAGAGGGUUCGCAUCGAGUUCGAUGCUCGGGCUUCGCCGUAUGCCCUUGUCCCUCUUGCUGCUCUGAAAUGUUUAACAGAACUGGAUGUUCAGUGUGUUGCAGACACGAACAGGAAACCAUGGGAUGAUCACCCUACUGCAAAUGUUGCUAUGUUGGAAUGUAUAUCGCUGUUUGAAGGAAGCAUAUUGCCUAUUUUACAGUCAUGUGGAAGUCAUCUGCUUACACUGUCACUUGAAGGCAUAUCAGGAGUUGAUAUGAAGACUGUGGAACUGCACUGUCCGCAUCUUGUGAGCCUUGGUCUUUACUAUAACACAUAUGCCCAAAAUUCAUUCAGAAUUCCUGACAACAAGACCUCUAUCAAACCAUUUCCUUCACUGCGACGAUUGCUUUUUGGGUCCAAUUCUGGCAACAAUGAUUUCUCAGCAUCCUAUCUUGAGUGGCUGCUUUCAAAUGAAAAUUUAGAAGAGCUAUCCUUAUCGGGCUCACCACUCUUUACAGAUGAGCUUUUUGCCUCUGCAUUUACCAACUCAGCCGCGUUUCCUCGGUUACGACGUCUUGAGCUGGAUUACUGCAAUGUGACGGCAGAAGUUAUUACAGGAUUCUUAUAUCACUGUGGCCGAAAGUCUCUGCGAGAACUGAGUAUCUGUGGACCAUUUGUCCAUGAACAGGCAUCACCUGCACUCUGCUAUAUUAUCUGUGAGAAGUUGGAUGUGCAGUUGGAGGCCUACUUCUACUCGUUCAUUAAAAUGAAGAAGCGUGUGGUGCGCUAUAAGCAGGAUCUCAAUUUCAUCAGCUCAAAAUCUGAUAUUGUAUCUCCAAGAUAUCUACAAGAGAAUUGUCACCUUGCAGAUCAACACCAGUAAUGGACAUUGCUCCCAGAGAUCAACAUGUCCCUCUCAGGCUGAAACGUUCUAGUCACGAUCUGCAUCACGGUUGGUUUCAAAAAUCAACUUCUCACUCCAUAAUCUGUGAUGUAUUUAAUAUGUACAUAUCAUUUUAUCCAACCAAAGAUUAAGGAAGCCAGUGCUACAUUUCCAUAUAAGAUUCAAGCAUUUUGAGCACAUAUUCAGCUGUUGGUUUUAUCAGACUGAAAUAUUACAGUUAAGAACUACUGAAUUAAACUGCGCGUGUUCUGAUUCAAAGAUUUUCAACUGUACAAACAACUUAAACAUAAAUAUUUUUAAGUGCAGAGUCACCGCCUUACGUGAGGGGUGCAGUUUUGCAAUAAGUAAGUUGUGGUGCAUAAAUAGUAGUUUGGUGUGUUAUUUGUAAAAUAAAAAUUUUAAUUAUUUAUUCAGAGAUUUGCAGCAUCACUUCUGCCUUUUAAGUACAUGAAUGUAUUGCUUUCUGGUAAGUGAACACGUACAUAGUUUAUUUUGAAAUACAGAACAAAGAGGCUUAGCUUAUUUUCAGUUUUUAUGUCCAUCGCGU